Molecule: messenger RNA, 702 nt
Organism: Prunus armeniaca (apricot)
Lineage: Eukaryota; Viridiplantae; Streptophyta; Magnoliopsida; Rosales; Rosaceae
Source: the annotation of a GenBank genome assembly
AUGAAAUUAGGGAUCGUUUGUUACACUUAUUUUGGGUCUAACCAGCCACAAAAGAUUGAGUUUAGUUAUUGGAUUCUGGAAAUAUUGUAUCUUGUUAUCUCAUACUCUGUGCUGUCAUUAGAAGCGGAAAUGUUGAAGUGCUCACCUCCUCCUUCAAGAACGCUUUCUAAUGGUGGGAAGAAGGUGAAGAGUAUUAUAGAAGAGACUGGAGUAGAUGCAAUUGACACGCAAGAAGACGGGAUAGUGAAAAUUACUGCCAGGGAUUUGGCUAGUAUAGAAAAGAACUGCGAGAUCAAAUCAAUAGCUCCAUAUGGAGUAUUUGUGGAAAUAGCACCUGGGCGAGAGGGACUUUGCCAUAUUAGUGAGUUGAGUUCGAAUUGGCUGGCAAAGGCAGAAGAUGCUUUUAAAGUUGGAGACCAUAUUGAUGUUAAACUAUUGAGGUACGAUCUACUAUUUCUGACAUCCUUAGAAAGAAAUAACUGUAAUGUUAACUGUCUGGUAAAUGAGAAGGGGCAACUUCGCCUUAGCCACCGAGCGCUACUUCCAGAUACAGAUCCAGAGAAGGCCAGUGCAAAGCAACCUACAGGUGACGCCAAAGAUGUUGUAGGUUCUCAAGAAACAUCUGACAAAGGUUUACCUAAAAAAAUGAUUAGCAUUCGAAAGGGGGACUCAGCUGAAAAAUAUAAGCUCGCCCAAAAAUAA